Molecule: messenger RNA, 1395 nt
Organism: Lolium rigidum
Lineage: Eukaryota; Viridiplantae; Streptophyta; Magnoliopsida; Poales; Poaceae
Product: protein ZINC INDUCED FACILITATOR-LIKE 1-like
Exons: 17
Coding region: 22-1395 (457 amino acids)
Biological process (GO): transmembrane transport
Molecular function (GO): transmembrane transporter activity
Source: RefSeq, a predicted model, not a curated record
GACGGGUGCCCUGGUUGCGCCAUGGACCGGAGGAAGGUAAGCCUCCGAGGGAGCAUCCCCUACAAGGAGCUUUUCUACGUCGGCGCCACCUCCCUCGCCGCAUCUCUUCCAAUUACGUGCCUCUUCCCCUUCAUGUAUUUUAUGGUUAGAGACUUCCACAUUGCUAAAACAGAGGAAGAUAUUGGAUCCUAUGCUGGUUUUCUUGCUGCUUCAUACAUGAUUGGUAGAGGCAUUACUUCGAUUUUCUGGGGCAUCGCCUCAGAUCGUCUCGGCCGGAAGCCUGUGAUUGUCUUUGCAAUGCUAUCUGUGGUCAUACUUCAGACACUCUUCGGCUUAAGUACAAAGUAUUGGAUGGCGAUUGCGGCAAGACUUCUUCUAGGUUCUCUAAAUGGUAUACUUGGACCAGUUAAGGCUUAUGCCAUUGAAGUUUGUCCAACUGAACACCAAGCUCUUGGGAUCUCAAUUGUGAACACCAUGUGGGGUUUUGGUAUUGUUAUUGGUCCAGGACUUGGAGGCUACCUUUCGCAGCCUGCUGAAAAAUAUCCACAAAUAUUCUCCAAGGAGUCAGUUCUUGGGAGGUUCCCAUAUCUCUUACCUUGUCUGGCUGUAUCAUUCUUUGCUGCUGUUGUUUUGAUAAGUUGUAUAUGGCUUCCGGAAACUAUACAUAAACAUAAAAUUACUGAAAAGGAUAUCAGGAUAGUCAAAGCCUUGCCAUCGCAGAAGUCUCAUUGGGAUCUGCCUCGUAAGAGAAGUUUGCUCCAGAAUUGGCCAUGGAUGUCAACUUUGGCAUCAUAUUGUUUGUUUGGUCUUCAUGAAACAGCAUACAGUGAGAUACUUUCCAUAUGGGCAGUGAGUGACAGAAAGUACGGUGGUCUUACCUUCACAUCUGGAGAUAUUGGUCAGGUUCUUUCCAUGGCAGGUGCUAGUCUUCUUGUAUAUCAGCUUUUCGUUUAUAGUUGGGUUAUUAAAAUUCUCGGGCCACUCAUUUCCUCACGUAUUGCUUCAACCUUAUCCAUUUUUCUCCUCGCUACAUUCCCCUUUAUGACAUACUUGUCUGGAGCAAAACUUUCUUUCGCACUUUACUCUGCAGCUAUGACGAAGAGUGUACUUGGAAUUACUAUUAGCACAGGAAUGUGCCUUCUUCAGAACAAUGCUGUGCGUCAAGACCAAAGAGGCACCGCAAAUGGCAUAUCGGCAAGUGCCCUGUCUUUUUUCAAGGCAAUUGCUCCAGUAGGGGCAGGUGUUCUAUUCUCGUGGGCACAAAAACGUCAGGAUGCCACCUUCUUCCCAGGUGACCAAGUGGUGUUCCUGAUGCUGAUAUUGGUGCAGCUAUGUGGACUCAUAUCAACCUUCGAGCCUUUUCUGGUCUUGCCUCCGGUUGAAGAAUGUAGCUAG